AUGAAUAAACUUGAACUACUUUUUUCUAAUAUCAGACGUUUGUCAACUGGAAUGGCCAAAUCGAUGUUGCGUAAUAUGAAUUCCGAAGAUGUACGUGUUUAUACUACAAUUGCAGGAAUUGGUUGUGGAACGCUUAUAGGCGUUUGGAAAAUGAUCAGGCAAGCUGAAGAGCAGGUUGAUAAACGGAUCAAUAAUACUAUUGAUCAGGUUGAUAGACGAAUCAAUAAUACUAUUGAUCAGGUUGAUAAACGGAUCGAUAAAGCAGAAGAACGGGUUAAUAAACGAAUAGAUCAAGCUGAAGGACGGCUUAAUGUUCGGAUUGAUAAUGUUAAGGACGACGUUAAUAAACGGAUGGACGACGUUAAUAAACGAAUGGACGACGUUAAUAAAGUAGGUUACGUUACUUAA
This is a messenger RNA of Funneliformis mosseae, 408 nucleotides long. NCBI's taxonomy places the organism in Eukaryota, Fungi, Glomeromycota, Glomeromycetes, Glomerales, Glomeraceae. The record is from the annotation of a GenBank genome assembly.